AUCCCACAAAUCCUCAGAUCUCCCCCACACCAAUUUCCACCAAACCAAAUUUACCAUUUCUCUCUAAUGUCAAUCCAACCCAAUCCAAUUCAUCACACCCAGCCAUGAGUAACCAGGCUGAAGCUUCGGACUCAUUCUGUCAUUCUGUCGUUGUUUUCACAUCUCUCCAUUUAUAUUUGGUUAAAUAAAUCCUGUAUUUUUUCUUUAGGGGAUUUUCUUGGAUGAUUUUUCCCUUUGUUCUCGUGGGUUGAAUGUGGUUUGCAGGAAAGGAACGAAGGGGAUUUCAGUACGCCGAUUGUAGAGAGGAAGAAGUCGCCCAAUCGGCUCGUUGUCGAUGAGGCAAUCAAUGAUGAUAACUCCGUCGUGGCCCUACACCCGGAAAGCAUGGAAAAGCUUCAGCUUUUCCGCGGCGACACCAUCUUGAUUAGGGUUCUUUCCCUCUUUCUGGCAAUGGGUUUCAGAAUUGUUUGAUCGUUUUCGUAGCUGGCUUUGACUUGAUUUUUCAUUAUGGUUAGAGUUUGUGAGGAUGUGUACAUUAGUGGUCUGGAUGGUAUAUUAAAUGGUAAUUUUGGACUACUCGAUUGAGCGGUUUACUGGAUCUGUGAAAUUUUGGUGAUAUUUUUGCUAAAGAUUGGACUUUUGGAAACAUUUGCUCGUGAAAUGCACAGUGGAGAUUAGCUAGGGAUAAAGUAGUAAGUAAAACUUUAAGCCUUAGUUACUGUGUUUAGCUGUGUCAGUGCUUAUCCAUUCUGUUUACUUGCAAUUUUGCUACUAUUGAAAGGCAAAUUAGCCCAGGUAUCUUCUUGCUUUAGAAUAUAUGCUAGUGGAUAUUUGGAAUAUGCACCCCUGAAUAUGGGGUAUAAGUUCCUGUAAAUCUUUUACUUGAUUAUCUUUUGAAUCUGAAGACUUCCAUUUUCCUAUCAAAGAUGCCAAGGAACUAGUUUGUGUGAGCUAGCAAUUGUAAAACUUUUUUUGUGUCGCGCAGGUUAGGGAGCUAUAUUUAUCUUCUUGUGAUUUGGAGUAUACAUGUCCUGUUUAAACAUGUCCAAGAUUUGCGAGCUCCUCUACCGCUGCCCACCCAUUACCCAACACCAACCAUCUGCCGCUCGUCCCCCGGAGGAAAAUGGCCGGCACAUACCGGAAACCCCAUGCAAUUAUGAUCCCAUAUCCUUAUCAAGGUCACAUUAACCCCUUUGUACACCUAGCGAUCAAGCUUGCCUCCAAAGGUUUCAUAAUCACUUUUGUUAACACCCAAUCAGUGCACCACCAGAUCUCCAAAGCGCAAACGGGCAGCAGAAGAGAUGACAUUUUCGCCAAAGCCCGUCAAUCUGGUCUGGACAUACGUUACGCCACCGUCAGUGAUGGGUUCCCGCUUUCUUUUGAUCGAUCCUUGAACGAGGAUCAAUUCGUGGAAGGCUUAAUACAUGUUUUCUCUGCCCACAUCGAUGAACUAGUGGGAAAUUUAGUAAAUUCGGAAACAGAACCUCCAGCUACAUGCUUGAUCUCGGAUACGUUCUUCGUGUGGGGAUCUGUGAUUGCCAGGAAACAUAAUCUCGUCCAUGUUUCUUUCUGGACCGAACCAGCUUUGGUCCUCACUCUCUAUUACCACUUGGACCUCCUCAGGCAAAAUGGCCAUUUCGCCUCUCCUGUGAAUCGCAGGGACAACAUAGAUUACAUUCCAGGAGUUAAAGCUAUCGAGCCCGGAGACCUGAUGUCAUAUCUUCAAGCCACCGACAUUUGGACGGCGGUGCACCAGGUAAUUUACAAGGCUUUUGACGAUGUGAAAAGAGCCGACAUCAUAAUUUGCAACACCAUCCAAGAGCUGGAGCCGGAAACAAUCUCAGCCCUUAAUCGCAAACAGCCAACCUAUGCCAUUGGGCCCGUCUUCCCAGCUGGCUUUACCAAGGGCAAUGUAGCAACUAGUUUGUGGUCUGAGUCAGACUGCACUCAGUGGCUUAACGAUAAGCCUGAUGGGUCAGUUUUGUACGUCUCAUUCGGGAGCUAUGCUCACACCAGCAAACAAGACAUUCUUGAAAUGGCCCAUGGGCUCUCAUCAAGUGGGGUGAGUUUUAUUUGGGUGGUUCGUCCAGACAUUGUCAGCUCCGAUGAAACUGAUUUCUUGCCCGUUGGAUUUGAAGACCAGAUUAAAGAUCGUGGUCUGAUUGUACCGUGGUGUUGCCAGAUUGCGGUGAUAUCACAUCCUGCGAUCGGGGGUUUCUUAACUCAUUGCGGAUGGAAUUCGAUAUUGGAAAGUAUAUGGUGUAGCGUGCCGUUGGUUUGUUAUCCACUGGUUACUGAUCAAUUCACCAAUCGUAAGUUGGUGAUCAAUGAUUGGAAAAUUGGAAUUAACCUUUGUGACAAGCAGGCGAUCACUAGGGAUGAGGUCGUGGAGAAAAUUAGUCUUUUAAUGAAUGGACAAGUUUUGGAUGAGUUGAGAGCGGCAAUCAAGGAAGUCAGAAAGAAAUUAGAACUUGCACUGUCCGCAAAUGGAUCAUCGGAGGGCAACUUCCAUCAGUUUGUGGAGAAAAUCAAGACCCAAAUGCGGGAGAAAGUUGGGAUAGCUGCUAACGGACACCUUUCUUCUCGUUGACACAUGCUUGACAAAGGGUAUAUUGCGUUCUGCCUUGAGUUUCGGAAGCAAUGAAGGUUGGGAGCAAUUUUUUUUAAAAAAAAAAAAUUAUCUUCUCCCCUCUCCUCACGUCCUUGUUUCCUCUAACUGUCAUUUUAGAAUUUGAAGCUGGCAGAACCAACUCCGAUGGUUAUGUGGAAUUAUUGUUUGAUUAUUCUUAAUAGCACAAGUCUAGGUAAUAAAGCGAUUAUAUGCUAUAUAUGUUACGAUACAAAAGACGAAAUUAGUUUUUUUUUUCCUAAUGUUUGGUUUAGAGUAAACAUGGCGAUAUGGCAUGGUAUUAUUAUUUUUUUUAAUUUAAAGGAAGAUCUCAUUAGUCUUUGGAAGUGUAUUAUUUCAGCUGCAAUGCAAUUGUAAUGCUGUAACAAUUUGACAAGCAGGUAUUCAUCAGGGAGUUAUGAGGAGGGUUCUCAGUA
Molecule: messenger RNA, 3045 nt
Organism: Coffea arabica (coffee)
Lineage: Eukaryota; Viridiplantae; Streptophyta; Magnoliopsida; Gentianales; Rubiaceae
Source: RefSeq, a predicted model, not a curated record